This is a messenger RNA of Penicillium brasilianum, 1335 nucleotides long. The record is from the annotation of a GenBank genome assembly. NCBI's taxonomy places the organism in Eukaryota, Fungi, Ascomycota, Eurotiomycetes, Eurotiales, Aspergillaceae.
CUCAUGGUAAUAUUGUUAGUGCCGUGGAUGUGUCCGAGACUCGGCGACUCGGCCUUAAGUUCGUUGACCGGACACUUUUAUUAAUAAUGCCGCUGUGGCUGACCAACGGCGCUGAUGACCAUAAGCCGCUUCGGGUUACAUUCACACACAAGGCUUUGGGGGACGGAGUGACUGAUUUUAUGACUAUAUAAAUGUUGGAUACCAAUUUUGCAAGGCAGAGAAAAAACAAGACAGCUCUUCUGAAUUAAGACUUCUCUGCAAUAAGCGAUUCAAUACUAAACACUCUUCCUCAAUAUGGCCAUUCCCUCGGACCCGAAGCUGAAUGGCUUCGAAAUCAUUCAAACCAACUAUAAGCACAUUGGCGACCACGGUAUUCGGGCAGAUAUCUUGAUUCCUCAAAAUGAAUAUGCUGGCUCAAGGCCAUUGAUUGUCCGCCUUCAUGGCGGUGGCUUGAUGAUGGGUGACUCCCUAAACAUGGAAUGGUGGCCACACUGGGUAUCCGACCUCGCCCUCCAGAAAAACGCCAUCAUCAUCAGCCCCAAUUACCGUCUUUUGCCCGAAGCGACCAGCGCUGAUAUCUAUACCGACCUGGAAGACUUCUGGACAUGGCUGCGCUCUCCAGCUCUUGCCAAUCUCCUGGCCAACCACAAAACACCCACGAAGCUCGAUCUCGACCGUAUCUUUGUGACUGGUGAAUCUGCCGGCGGCCUGCUCAGUCUGUACUUGACUCUUGCACACCCAGAGGAAAUCCGUGCUGCCUCGGCUGCGUACCCCUGCCUGGCUCUGAAUGCCGAUUCUUUCACAAAGACGCGCGAGAGGGCACCAUUCGAUAAUCACGUUCCGGUAUCUGUUGUCGAGGAGAAUUUCAAGGCCGCAGUUUUGGGUACUGCCAAGUCAUCUAUAACCUCGCUCGAGAGUUUGAUGUUCAUGCUCGGUGCUAUCGAGCAUGGAUAUCUCUCCAAGUAUUAUCAGCGUGAUGCUGAGGGUGUGCCUGCCGAAGUGUUGUAUCCCAUGGCUCGAUUGGAGCAACCCGAUUUCAAGAUUCCUCGGGGUGGAAUUGCGGUGCUUCAUGGACGUCAGGAUAGUGUGGUGCCGCUGGGCGACGUUGAAGAGUUCGUCGAGCGGGCGAACGAGGUCCUCAAAGCUCGAUCCGGUGAAGAAGGAGGUGUUACUUUGACUUUGCGAGACGGCGAGCAUGGGUUUGAUGGGCCUGUUCGGUUUGAGGAGGAUUGGCUCCAGGAUGCUAUGCACAGGGCGAUCCGUGUCUGGUUGGAGUAGGCGAUCCGAUUGGAACUAAAUAGUUGAUUCUCGAUAAUACACUUUACUUUCACAAAG